AGCCACCACGUCCUCCACUCAACGCCCGCCUAGAGUGUAAACAACUAACCACGUGACCCGGAAGAGAGAGACAGAACGCUUUGCUACAGACUACUACACGUUUAUUAAUACUGGAUACACAACUAACGACCUUACUUAAUCGACAGUAUGAGUCAGGAGUGUAUGAUAAAGUUACAAACUGCAACAAGAGAGAAACUCAGAAGAUUUAACUGUCUGAGAGCUCUGGAGGUGCAGCCCGGUGAGUUUUGGGAUGUGGUGGUGGUGACAGCUGUGGAUGAGAGCCAGAGAGAAGCUUAUGAGCUGCAGAUCAGAGACAAAGUGGAGAGGAAAGAGCUUCCCCUCGGAGUCCACUACCAGGUCUUCUCUGAUCCGCCUGGGUCUAAAAUAGGGAAUGGGGGCUCCACUCUGUUUGCUCUGCAGCAGCUCAGUGACAUCUAUGGGGAGGCUCUGAGCAGGCUGAGAGUCAUCCUCAUACAUGCAGGAGGGCUGAGUCAGCGUCUGCCCAGCGCCAGCGCCCUGGGGAAGAUCUUCACCGCUGUGCCGCUGGGUGACCCUCUCUACCAGAUGCUGGAGCUCAAACUGGCCUUGUAUGUAGAUUUCCCGUCUCAGAUGAAGCCUGGCGUACUGGUGACGUGUGCUGACGACAUAGAGCUCUACAGUACUGCGGAGCAUGAGAGUGUUCGGUUUGACAAACGUGGCUUUACAGCUUUAGCUCACCCCUCCCCGUUGUCCAUUGGGACGACCCACGGAGUGUUUGUGUUGGAUUCAAAUGAAAAGUCCUCUAACUCUGAAAUGGAGAACACUUCAUGCCUGCGUUUUCUGCACAAGCCGAGCAUCGACCAAAUGCGAGACAGUGGAGCUGUUUGUAAAAGGCGAAGUGGUUGUUUUUCUCUCUCUGACACUGAGUUUGUCUACACAGACAGCACCUAUUAUGUCGACUUCGAUACUGCAAAGUCUCUUCUGAAUCUGCUGAAGGAGUUGGGUCCUCUGGACUGUGAGGUAGACGCAUACGGGGACUUUCUCCAAGCACUGGGCCCCAGAGCGACUAUAGAUUACACCAGCAACACUGCGAAUGUCACCAAAGAGGAGAGCAGUCUGGUGGAAAUCCGCCAAAAGAUCUUCCAUCUUCUGAAAGGGACUCCCCUGAAUGUCAUCCUCCUGAACAACUCCAAGUUUUAUCACAUUGGAACCACUUCAGAGUACCUCUUUCACCUCACCGAGGACGUGGCGCUGAGGAGUGAGCUGGGCCUCCUGUCAUCUGCCUUCAGCGUAUUUAUGAAUGGAAACGCCUCCUCAGGACGCUGCGUUAUGUACAGCGUCCUCGAUCCCAGUUGCUCUGUGGGAGCUGGAUCAGUGGUGGAGUACUCCAGACUGGGAGCAGGAGCCUCCGUCGGUGGGGGCUCCAUCGUCAGCAGCUGCUGGGUCAGUGCAGGCCUCUCGGUGCCUGAUGGCGUCUUCAUGCAUUCACUGUGUGUGAACUACAAGCACCAAAUCAGGUUUGUAACCGUCGUCUUUGGGAUUAAUGACAACCUGAAGCGCAGCGUGGAGUCCCCUGCACACAUGGAGGAGCUGAAGCUGUUUGGUUUCAGCCUGGCAGAGUGUCUGUCCCACUGGGGGCUGAAAAAUGAAGUCCUGAUGUUCUCCGGUGAUUCAUCCAGCUGUAGUUUGUGGAACGCUUGUUUGUUUCCUGUUUGCUCCGAUCAGCUAAGCUCGUUCUCGCUGUCUCUGGAGAUGCUGCAGGCCGCCCUGACUGGCUCUACAUUCACCUUACCCAAAGACACAAAGCUGAUGUCAAUGCAAGAGGCCUUACAGUGUAAGAACCUGGAGGAGAUGCUGAAGUUCAGGAAGGGACUAUAUGAAGACAUCGUACAGAGAAAACACAACAAAUGAAGCUAUUAAUUGAGAUUAUUACACAGUUUUGUUGAGUACUGCAUUCUGAUUGGUCAAUCAUGGUGUUCUACGGUCUGUUUUUUUUUUAUAGCAGACCGUUGCUAUGGACGCAGGUCUGAUGUUGGACUCUGGCGGACCAUUUUUGUGUCAAAGUAGGGAUUUCUUAAGUAAGUAGGUGUGUGAUAAGCAGGAUAAAGUACAGCUAGCGGGUCAUUGUUGUGAAAAAGAAAAAACAUCAGGUCGAUCCGCUUAGCAUCAGGGUUUAUUUCACAACAAUGACCGGCUCGCUGUACAUCAUCCUUUACUUAUGUGUCAGUCAGUUUAAAAAGGACCUAUUAUGCUUUUCUGCCUUUUUUGUUAUAGUUUUUUGUGCAUGUAACAGGUCUGCAAACUUACAAAGCUCAAAGUCCACGCCAAAAGGAGUUACUCUCCUCCACAGAAACACUGCUCCUGAACUGCCUGAAACGCCUUGCUUGAAGUCCCGCCUUUUCUUCCGUAACGUGGUGAUGUCACCAAGUAACGUAUUUGCAUAACACCUGCCCAGCGGCUAGUUUGGUUGACCAAUCACAAUAGAGUGGGCCAUCGGUAUGACAAAAGUAAAGUGUUUUUUUGUACAUUAAAGCAUGUAAACAUGUUCUAGUAGAAGCCCAAAAUACAAAUAUGCACCUGAAAAUAAGCAUAAUAGGUCCUCUUUAAAUACGUGAUAACAUAGAUUGAGUUAUAAAUCAUUUAUAUAUUGUGUGAUCAUUCUAAUGAUUUUCCAACAGUCAGGAUUAUGAGCUUUUGUCAGCAGUAUGAAGAUCUGAUGUGGAUUUUGUCAUCUGAUUUAUUGUUGCAUAACAUUAAAUAAAGUUUAUUCUUA
Messenger RNA from Sebastes umbrosus (honeycomb rockfish), 2752 nucleotides. RefSeq names its product fucose-1-phosphate guanylyltransferase (gene fpgt). The record is from RefSeq and is a predicted model, not a curated record. The transcript has 4 exons. Bases 148 to 1890 code for a protein of 580 amino acids. NCBI's taxonomy places the organism in Eukaryota, Metazoa, Chordata, Actinopteri, Perciformes, Sebastidae. Gene Ontology annotation, molecular function: transferase activity, transferring phosphorus-containing groups.